This is a messenger RNA of Cladocopium goreaui, 879 nucleotides long. The record is from the annotation of a GenBank genome assembly. NCBI's taxonomy places the organism in Eukaryota, Dinophyceae, Suessiales, Symbiodiniaceae.
AUGGGCCAGUGCUCCACACAAGAUGCUGUUGGACCUCAACUUCAGCUUAGAGGAGAUUCGGGCAACUCCUUUGCUUCAGUGGACUUGGCAUCCAGAUUUCAGGAUGGGGCCAAAGAAGAUACGUUUGUGGUGAACAGCCGACAAGUGGAUUUGGAGGUAGUUCGAAAUCAACGAGCUGAGGCUGCGGUGGCGUCCAGCAACAUGAGUCAGAUGGUUCGGAGAAAUACUCGAACUGCUCUUCAAGAACAGUCUGAGGGCCGAGGGAGCUUAUUUUCAUCGUCCGAGAUGCGAACUGGAUUUCAGCGAAUUUCAACGUCAUUGCGUAUGUCAAGAAUGGGUACCAUGAAGAGAAACCAGAUGAUUGAAGAUGUCACAGAAGCAGCUCCAAAAGAAGGCUUACAAGGAGCUAGCCUCGAACAACGUCUUCAGACUUUUGGCAUGCAGAUGGUGGAAAUGGCUGGUGAUGGCAAUUGCCAGUUCCGAACGAUCGCUUUCAAUCUCUUCAGGAGUCAGGACCAUCAUGCUGCUCCUCGAAGAGCAGCGGUGGCACACAUGAAGAAGCAUGCUGACUUCUUUGGCGUUUUCUUUGAGGAUGAGGCAGAGUUCCAGAAGUAUUUGAAGAACAUGUCAAUCUCUGGCACCUGGGGAGACGAACUGACUCUUCGGGCUGUUGUUGAAGCCUAUGGGUGCAUUGCGCAUGUUGUCACUUCUGAGCCGAAGAAUUGGCACUUGGUCUACGAACCAGAAAACACAGAAGUGGAUCCUGCGAUUGCAGUUUGCCCCAAGGGCAUGGAUAUGCCAAAACCAAGGAAGCAGAUUUUUCUUGCCUACAUCUCGCCAAUACACUACAAUGCAAUUGUUGCACGCAAAGCCGGAUGA